Molecule: messenger RNA, 2913 nt
Organism: Neomonachus schauinslandi (Hawaiian monk seal)
Lineage: Eukaryota; Metazoa; Chordata; Mammalia; Carnivora; Phocidae
Gene: SYNPO2L
Product: synaptopodin 2 like
Biological process (GO): positive regulation of actin filament bundle assembly
Cellular component (GO): actin cytoskeleton; nucleus; Z disc
Molecular function (GO): actin binding
Source: RefSeq, a predicted model, not a curated record
AUGGGUGCUGAGGAGAAGGUGCUGGUCACAUUGUCAGGGGGAGCCCCCUGGGGCUUCCGACUUCACGGGGGGGCCGAGCAGAGGAAACCUUUACAGGUGUCCAAGAUCCGAAGACGGAGCCAGGCUGGCAGAGCAGGACUCCGAGAGAGGGACCAGCUUUUGGCCAUCAAUGGGGUCUCCUGCACCAGCCUCUCUCAUGCCAGUGCCAUGAGCCUCAUUGAUGCCUCAGGGAAUCAGCUGGUCCUCACCGUGCGGCGGGUAGAGGAUGAGGGGCCUGUGCGGUCUCCAUCCCCUGGUGAGCUUCAAGUGUUGUCACCCUUAUCUCCACUGAGUCCUGAGCCCCCUGGCGCUCCAGUUCCCCAGCCUCUUCAGCCCGGGAGCCUCCUCUCACCCCCUGACAGUGAGGCUUACUACGGAGAGACAGACAGUGAUGCCGAUGGCCCUGCCACCCAGGAGAAGCCCCGCCGACCCCGCCGCAGAGGUCCCACGAGGCCCUCCCCUCCAGGAGCCCUGCCUGAUGAGGUCUACCUAUCCGACAGCCCUGCAGAGCCAGCACCUGCCGUCGCUGGUCCUCCUGGUCAGGUUGACAGCCGUGUGAGCUCCCCAGCUUGGGAGGAUGGGGCAACCCUUCAGCCACCCCCAGCUGAGGCCCUGCUGUUGCCCCACGGCCCCCUCCGGCCUGGCCCUAAUCUCAUCCCUAUGGUGGGGCCUGUUCCCCACCCGGUGGCAGAAGACCUCACUACCACCUACACCCAGAAGGCCAAGCAAGCCAAACUGCAACGGGCAGAGAGCCUCCAAGAGAAGAGUGUGAAGGAGGCCAAGACCAAAUGCCGGACGAUUGCAUCCCUACUAACUGCAGCCCCCAAUCCCCACUCCAAGGGGGUGCUUAUGUUUAAGAAACGACGGCAGAGAGCCAAGAAGUACACCCUAGUGAGCUUCGGGGCUGCAGCUGGGACAGGCGCUGAGGAAGAAGACGGGGUCCCUCCCACGAGCGAGUCCGAGCUGGACGAGGAGACCUUCUCCGACGCCCGCAGCCUCACCAACCAGUGCGACUGGGACAGCCCCUAUCUGGACAUGGAGCUGGCCAGGCCAGGCUCAGCUGCAGCAGAGGGCCAGGGCGGGCAGCUGAGUGAGGCCUCGGGCAGAGGGGCCCAGCUCUUUGAACAGCAGCGCCAGCGCACAGCCUCCAACACCCAGGAGCUGGCCCGGGAUGGUCCAGCAGCCAUGCUCAAUGGGCAGGGCCUGCAGUCACCACCUCGGGCCCAGAGUGCUCCUCCGGAGGCGGCUAUGCUCCCACCCAGCCCUUCGCCAGCCCCUGUAGCCAGCCCCAGUCCCUUCGUCUCAGGCUGUGGAGCCCCAACCCCAGCUCCAAACAUCUUUAACCGGUCAGCCAGGCCCUUCACCCCAGGCUUACAAGGGCAGCGGCCAGGUACCACUUCGGUGAUUUUCCGGCCGCUAGCUCCCAAGAGGGCGAAUGAAAGCCUGGGAGGCCUCAGCCCCGCCCCACCGCCCUUCCUGUCCCCUCCACAGGGGCCCACCCCUCUGCCCAGCCACGUGCCAGCCUCCGGUUCCCCCAGCACUCCACGCUCCUCGGGCCCCGUGACAGCCACAAGUUCCCUGUACAUCCCAGCUCCCAAUCGUCCUGUAACGCCAGGAGGAACCCCAGAGCCUCCCGCUCCCCCUAGCGCCGCUGCCAUGACCUCCACCGCUUCUAUCUUCCUAUCGGCACCUCUGCGACCCUCUGCGCGCCCAGAGGCUCCCGCCCCAGGCCCCGGGGCACCUGAGCCCCCCAGCGCUCGGGAGCAGCGCAUCUCCGUGCCCGCUGCCCGCACUGGCAUCCUCCAGGAGGCCCGGCGACGGGGAACCCGGAAGCAGAUGUUCCGGCCGGGAAAGGAGGAGACGAAGAACUCGCCCAACCCCGAGCUGCUAUCGUUGGUGCAGAACCUGGAUGAAAAACCCCGGGCCGGGGGAGCGGAAUCUGGUCCAGAGGAGGAUGCUCUGAGCCUCGGGGCUGAAGCCUGCAACUUCAUGCAGCCACCAGGGGGCAGGAGUUACAAGACUCGGUCUCACGUGACACCUAAAACCCCGCCUCCAAUGUCUCCCAAGACCCCGCCCCCAAUGCCUCCUAAGACUCCACCCCCGGUGGCUCCUAAGCCCCCAUCUCGAGGGUUCCUUGAUGGGCUAGUGAAUGGGGCAGCCCCUUCGGCUGGAAUCCCUGAGCCAGCAAGGCUUCAGGGCAGGGGUGGGGAGCUGUUUGCCAAGCGGCAGAGCCGAGCAGACAGGUAUGUGGUGGAAGCUACACCUAGUCCUGGCCUUGGCCUUGGCCCUCGGCCCAGAAGCCCUUCCCCUACACCCUCACUGCCCCCUUCCUGGAAAUAUUCACCCAACAUUCGUGCCCCACCUCCUAUUGCUUACAACCCACUGCUCUCACCCUUUUUCCCCCAGGCUGCUCGAACGCUCCCUAAUAAGGCCCAAUCCCAGGGUCCUCGGGCAACCCCCAAGCAGGGUAUCAAGGCUCUGGAUUUCAUGCGGCACCAGCCCUACCAACUUAAAACUGCCAUGUUCUGUUUCGAUGAGGUUCCCCAGACUCCUGGCCCCACUUCCUUAGGGCCCCGCAAAACUGCCCGAGUCCAGGAGAUCCGCCGAUUUUCCACUCCAGCACCCCAGCCCACUGCAGAACCCCUGGGCCCCACUGUGCUUGCCCCACGAGCAGCCACUACAUUGGAUGAGCCCAUCUGGAGGACAGAGCUGGCCUCAACCCCUGUCCUUAGCCCAGCCCCUCCUCCAGAGUCUCCUAGGGGUCUCGGAACUUCCCCCAGCUCCUGUGGCUUCCAGGUAGCCAGGCCCCGGUUCUCAGCCACCAGAACUGGAUUGCAGGCUCAUGUGUGGAGGCCGGGGGCAGGCCACCACUGA